AUAUGGCUCGCAGCAUUUUCAUUUUUGCAUCGUAAUAUCAGAGGAUUGAAACUAAAAGGACAAGAGAAGCUAAAAGACAAAAAAGUAUAUUCUUAUUGAAAAGACGGAAAAUAUCGUAGACAAAGAUGCUACGAGAAUAUGGAGUGGUAAGUCGUUGUCUGUCGCUGGUUCCAAACAAUCCAGGGAACCCGUACACUACAAUUGCUGGAGCCAUUAUGAUUAUAUUUGCCUUUUUCAAUAUCCUGUCAAACUCCCUUUUGAUUUUCGCAUUGUACAAAUCGAAGCAGCUACGGACAUUUUCAAAUAAAUUUAUUCUCAUGAUGACAGUGUCAGACUUGUGUUUGGGAAUUCUUACACAGCCUGUACUGGGAGCAUUCUGGAUAUCAAGUAGACAAAGAAACUGCCUUGAGCUCAAAUCUGUUGAAUUUACGGUGAUUUUUUUGGUAUAUAUUUCGGUCUUAAUGAUACUUCUCAACUCGGUUGAUCGGUACCUUCACAUUACAAAGCCGAUUCGAUAUCAGGCGAUGAUGAACACUAAUCGCAUGAUCCUAUUGGUUGUAUCUUGUUUUAUUAGUGGACUUAUUGCUGCCACAAUUUCCGUGAUAUGGGAGUCCUUCUACCGUCAGUUGACCAUCGUGAUUUUUAACUUUAUGCUUAUGACUGUCUUUAUCAUAUUGAAUACAAGAACAUUAAAAACUCUUGAGAGACACCACAAAAAUGCAGUCUUUCGAUUUCAACCUGGCAAUCGAAAAGAAUUGCCCAAUUUUCGAACAGAACGUCUAGCUGCGGUGAAAACAAUCCGUUUGGUUUUGGGAUUAUUUCUUGUUUGUUACACCCCCUCCAACAUUUCCUCAGCUUUCUGGGCGUAUCAUGAAUUCGAAAAAAUUUCUGCUGCCGGAGUUCUGCUGGAUACAAUUUACAUAUGGACUUUUGUAAUUGCGAAUAGUGUCAGUUUUCUUAACUCAAUGAUUUUUAUACGUGGAAAUACAAAAUGCCGCAGAGUUGUAAAAUCGCUUUUCUGUGAGAGUACCGAAGCUCCUGGGUAAAAUACAAUAUCUAAAUUCAUAGGCAUGGACACUGGAGCUGGGAGUAUUGCAGCUUCGCUAAUCAGGGCAAGCUUAUCACAUUUCAGGCUCCUUUCGGCGGUUCUAUCUCAAUAAACGAGAGUAGUCAGGCAAAAUCCAGACUAGACAAACCCUCCCUGAAUGUCUAGCAUCCGCUAGGCUCAUUAUUAUAUUGACGACUAUUUCAAAGGUUUGCUAGAGAAUCAUAUCAAUUUUCUUAAUGAGCAACUAGCUGCAUUGAAAAGACUUUGUUUGGUAACGGAACUACAUCGUGUUUACUACUGUCCAUUCAACAAUUCAUACCUCGUCUUGUGUCAUGAUUGCCUUCUUUGAGUGGAGUGCCGUAGUAAUGUUUGCAAGCAGUUUUUUGCAUUCUCUGAUCAAGUUUUAUGGAAAUAUAGAGUUUUACAGAAUAAUGUCAUCCAGUUACAGUGCUGUUUGUGAGAAAAGUAAUGGAACCACAUUGGAUAUCGCUUUUUCAUUUAUAUGUUAAUGAUUAUUUCAAAGAUUUGUCAGAUCAUCAACUUUCCAAAAUACAAAUAUAACGAGCCCCGGAUAUAUCGAACUUCCCGGUAUAAGGAACAGAAUGUCUGGUCCCCUAGAUUCUGUUUAACAAACUCCUUCAAAAUUCUGGCGGUAUAACGAAACCCCGGACAUAAUAGAAAGGGAAUUUUUGUGAGCAAUCUAGCAAACAGGGUAACCAGUAUUUUUUCUUUUAAUAUAUGAUCCUGGUGGGUCUUUGGCUCAAAUUUUUCUUAUAGAAAAUAGUUCGAUUGUCUCCAGAAAGUAAUCCUGAGCCAUUCUGAGAUUUAGCACUUGUCAAAACAAUGAGAAAUAAGUGAUAAAAGACUAC
Rhopilema esculentum is the source of this 1917-nucleotide messenger RNA. The record is from RefSeq and is a predicted model, not a curated record. Lineage: Eukaryota; Metazoa; Cnidaria; Scyphozoa; Rhizostomeae; Rhizostomatidae.